Gigantopelta aegis is the source of this 1646-nucleotide messenger RNA. Its product is annotated as N-acyl-phosphatidylethanolamine-hydrolyzing phospholipase D-like. Gene Ontology annotation, biological process: N-acylphosphatidylethanolamine metabolic process; N-acylethanolamine metabolic process. The record is from RefSeq and is a predicted model, not a curated record. Lineage: Eukaryota; Metazoa; Mollusca; Gastropoda; Neomphalida; Peltospiridae. Gene Ontology annotation, cellular component: membrane-bounded organelle; cytoplasm. Gene Ontology annotation, molecular function: N-acylphosphatidylethanolamine-specific phospholipase D activity; zinc ion binding. Bases 506 to 1615 code for a protein of 369 amino acids. The transcript is spliced from 6 exons.
UAGACCGUUUUGUUGCUAUUUACAGCAAUCUGUGUUCAACUUGUUAGUGGUUUAGGCUACCCUGUGUAGAUAUCUUUUUGUUUUAUAAUUAUCAAGAAAUAUUAUAAUAAAUGUAAUAAAAUUAAUACUUUAAUUUUGAUUACAUUACUGUAGAAUUAUAGUGACUAAAUUUAUUUAAUUUUAAAGGGGCAAUCUCAAAGUUGAAUCAAAAAUCUAAUUUUAGGCCUAUUUCUUUUAUUAUUGAAUUAUAAUUAAUUUUUCAUUUUGUGUGGAAUGUAAAAAUUAUACCAUAAAUUACAGGCCCCCCAAACACCCCCCACCCCCCCCCCCCCCCAAACAACAAACAACAACAACAAAACAGCAAAGUUAUUCAUGUACUGUUUAUAGAUUUAUUACAAAGUCCAGUAGGCCUAAGGAUGACUGACAAGUUAAUGUGUGAUGUGACAAUAUGAAUUACAUCUCCAUAUUGACAAAGAACUAGCUUCUAUUCUAAUGGAUUUGUGCCAUGGCCACAAGUAACGUCUUGGAUAAGCCAGCUGAAAUCGGCAGCCACGAAGGAGUGACUGAUUCUGUUUCUAACGAAGAAGAUGAAAAAACAAGUGCAAUUGUUACUAAUGGCCGAUACAUAAAUCCAUGGACAACAUGGCCUUCUGACCACAUGACGCUAAAGAACGUAUUAAAGUUCAGAUGGCAAAGACAACGCAGUAACUUGCCACAUGUGGAGGAACUUGACACAACUCUUCCUGUGCUGACACCAGACUUUUCAGAAUUUUCUUCACCAUCAUCAUCAGCAAUCCGCUGUACAUGGAUCGGCCAUGCCACCUUGCUUGUUGAGAUUGAUGGAGUGACGAUACUCACUGACCCUGUGUUUAGCUCCCAUUGUUCUCCUCUUCCGUUCGUCGGUCCAACACGGUACAGACCUCCAGCCUGUACCGUGUCCGAUUUACCGGCACUCGAUGCUGUGAUAAUAAGUCACAGUCAUUAUGACCAUCUUGAUGCGAGUUCGGUACGAGACCUCAACAGACGGUUUGGCAAACAGUUACACUGGUACGUGCCCAUGGGGUUAAAGAAAUGGAUGCUGGAUGCCGGGUGUGAAAACUGUGUCGAAAUGAUGUGGUGGAAUGAGAUUUUGUUGUCAGAGGAAACCAGUGUUAAAAUGGUUUGUCUCCCCUGUCAGCACUGGAGUGGGCGAUCGAUGAUGGACACCAACAAGACAUUGUGGUGUAGCUGGGCGGUUUUGGGACCCAAGAAUAGGUUUUAUUUUGCAGGAGACACAGGGUAUUGUGAAGGCUUUCCACAGGUUGGAAGACACUACGGUCCAUUUACACUAGCAGCCAUUCCAAUAGGAAACUAUAAACCAAGUUGGUUUUUGUCCCCACAGCAUGUCAGCCCAGCUGAAGCUGUUCAAAUCCACCAUGAUGUUCGCUCUCAAACAUCCAUUGGUAUUCACUGGGGAACAUUCUGUAUGAUGUCAUAUGAACACUACCUUGAACCGAAGCAAGAUUUGGAAAAAGCUGUUGAAAGUAGUGAUAUGAAAGGAACAUCUUUUAUUUGCCUUAAACAUGGGGAAGUUAGAACAUUUGGUGACCAGUCUCCUUUACCUGCUGCAAAUUAAGUUUAUCCUAAUUACAUAUUAUGUAUAAUUA